CUGAAGAUAGUGCUUAAUGUAUUCUUUAUUUCCAGGCUUACACUGGCAGCAAUAGUAUAUGGGGCAUCAGCAUAUUCCAAUCGGACAGUAAACGAAGUGUACGAAUCGUUAAAGCAGGAAUGUGAAACAGAGCUGAGGAAAGAACGGGAACAGGAUCGAACUAUAUCGAUUUAUCAGAAAGAACACAAAAUUUGGUUCCGAGGCCUGGCGAAGUACCAGAUGCAGAAGGAAAAAAGAGAUAUGGACGCCAAACUUGCGAACACUCCGAAUACCGAGCAUUCCUCUUGA
Messenger RNA from Gongylonema pulchrum, 288 nucleotides. The record is from the annotation of a GenBank genome assembly. NCBI's taxonomy places the organism in Eukaryota, Metazoa, Nematoda, Chromadorea, Rhabditida, Gongylonematidae.